AUGGACGGUAGGCGAUUAACACUGAGACCGGUGGAGGCAAUACGGCGUCUUGUGUCACACUCUUGUGCCAGCAGAUCGCCUUCCAGGCUCAGAACUCCGACGUCUUCCUUGGAUAUGUUGGGUGGGCUGCAGGCAACUUUGAUACAAGUACGUGAACGUCCGGCAAAACUUCGGCGUUUCAGUCCUCUGAUGACCACCUACCACCACGCCUCUUCACCAGCCUAUACUCUCAGCGAAGUGCCAACCCAAAACGGGACGACUUGGUCCGACACUUUGCUCACCAAGAGCUGCAUCGCGCCCAUUUCAGAAUCGCAAAGGGGUUCUACUGGAAUCUAA
Molecule: messenger RNA, 336 nt
Organism: Cyclocybe aegerita
Lineage: Eukaryota; Fungi; Basidiomycota; Agaricomycetes; Agaricales; Hemipholiotaceae
Source: the annotation of a GenBank genome assembly